This is a messenger RNA of Necator americanus (New World hookworm), 1440 nucleotides long. RefSeq lists its product as uncharacterized. The record is from RefSeq and is a predicted model, not a curated record. The transcript has 12 exons. The coding region runs from base 1 to 1440 and encodes 479 amino acids. Lineage: Eukaryota; Metazoa; Nematoda; Chromadorea; Rhabditida; Ancylostomatidae. Gene Ontology annotation, molecular function: lipid binding.
AUGGACGAUCGUUGGUUGCGAUUGGUGGUGCUAGCUGUCGGAGUCGCAGCAGCAUUCACUGAACCGAAUUCCAAUUUGAAAGCUCGUAUCAAUCUUUCUGCAUUCAAAUUCUUCUCCAAAACUGCACAUCAUGUGGUGGAUGUUGAAGUGCCGAAGAUCGUUCUACCUGAUAUAACCUUAGACAUUCAUGCCGGGCCUGGGACGGGGAAAGUCUCGGCGUACGAUCUGAAAAUCACGAAGUUCCAAUCUCCAAAAUUUGACUUUCUUCUAAGCGAGGACGGAUUGUCAUGGUCCUCCCAGGAAGGAGCAGUGAAAAUGAAAGGAAAAUGGGAUGCAGAGUAUACCUUAUUGGUUCCGUUUCAAAGUUCCGGAUGGAUGGAUGUGAUGGCGGCCGAUAUUCGCUUAAAUGUUUCUGCAAAAAUUAUAGCACUUGCGGAUCGACCACAAAUCACCCUUGGCGACUGCGCGGUUGAUGUUGGCUACUUUGAUAUUACAAUCGGUGGUGGUGUUCUACCGUGGUUGGUGAAUUUGUUCCGUGCUGAACUUUCUCGUGCAAUAAGGAAGACUAUUCAUGAUGAGGCUUGUGAAGUGGCUCGUUCUAUUCUACUGAUCAAUUUCAAUAAUUUUCUACUUUCUCUUCCUUUACAUCUACCGAUUGGACAGAACUUUUACAUCGAUUAUGCUGUGCAACAAAAUCCUAACUUUACCAGCUCGUAUGUGGAAGCUCAAGCUACAGCUGAAAUUGUAUACGGUGCGCAUUCGUGCCAUCCAGAAAAAAUUGAACAGUGGACAGAAGCUGGUCUGGUUCCGAAAAUGGUGGUGGUUUGGGUGAGUGAAAGCGUUGCGAACUGUUUGCUUAACAGUGCUCAUGAAGGGAAACUCAUUGAAUUCCCUGUGACCAAGGACAUUCCUUCCAUCGCUUCUUACCUGAGGACAAGUUGCUCAGUGGUUUCAAUUUGCAUCGGUCGGUUUUUCAAAAAGCUUCGUAGCGAAUAUCCUGACCAAUACGUGGAUCUUCAUUUCCAUACCUUUGAAGCACCAUUUGUGCGAAUGCAGAAGGAUGCCAUAAAGAUUAACACCACCUUCGCUAUUGAUUUUCACAUAAAUCCUCUCAAAGAACACCCAAAAUCGCUUGCCCGACUAGUGCUCGAAUCGUCAUCCUCUAUUGUUCCGGAGAUCGUUGAGAAUAGGUUAACAGGUAAUCUUACCGACACUCAUAUCGACGUUCGCGAGGACUUCUCAGACAUUGGCGAAGUUUCCCAAACAUUCCUGAACAUUUUCGAGAAGGUGUUCGCCCUUACCACUCGCGUGUUGGUCGAGUCCAUACUUCACAAAGGUGUCCCUCUUCCGAUUUUUGACAACGUCACAAUAUCAGGAGCGUCGGAAAUUCAUAUAUUCGAUCACUAUGUUCGCUUGAAUGCUGACAUCGAGUUCGAUUGA